This is a messenger RNA of Morchella importuna, 393 nucleotides long. RefSeq lists its product as uncharacterized. Lineage: Eukaryota; Fungi; Ascomycota; Pezizomycetes; Pezizales; Morchellaceae. The record is from RefSeq and is a predicted model, not a curated record. Bases 1 to 393 code for a protein of 130 amino acids. The transcript has a single exon.
AUGCCGGAGGGAAUUACCUACUACGAUAUGAAGCGAAUGAUUGAAGCUCAAGUUCCAGCUGGCACUUACAGACUUGACCUUCACCCAAGGUGGUUCAGAGCCGACAAUGGCACUCUUUUCAAUGCAAAUUUGAUCGAAUGCAUGAAGGGGAGAUCCUUCCAGUUUUCAGGAGCUGGUGUCGAACAUUGGGGCAAGGCACUAGGUAUCCCUCUAGCUGAUGGUAUUUGGCUCCGCGUGCAAUUUGCGCUCCAUGGUCACGGCCUACCUGCUAGCACUGAAGAAUAUCUAUCCAUGGUCAAGGCCUGGGACGAUCAUCCGAAUUCGGAGUUCAACACAACCGUAUUGGGUGCAAUAGUAGGAGAAGAAAUGACCGUUCUUUUGGUGGAUCGGUAG